AGCGUGACAUGCAUUGCAGUCUCAUAGCACAUGAAACCAACUGUAAAAUGAGGCUCCAAACUGGUUGCGUGUCAGCCCAAAAUUCUGACGUGCAUGCGUGUCAAUCCUGUCAGGCCAACACUCAGUGAAAUGUUGUACUCAUUGGACCGUGGCGACCUGCUGAACCUGUAACAGAGCUCAUAGAGCCAAAAAGUAGAGCGACACACACACACGCACACCCAAGCACAAAUAGCUUUCGUUGCCAUACCUGACAUGUCCUAAAUCUAGUUAAAUGCUAGUUUACGACAGGACACCUUUUGAAAGACUGUUCGCAAAUGUCUGCUUUUCAAUCGAUGGACAUACGCUAUUUUUUUUAAAAGAAGUCAGCCAGGUGCAGGUGAGAGACUGUUAAAAAAAAAAAAAAAAAAAAAAAAAAAGAUAUAUAUAUACACAUUAUUGCAUGAUAAUGACUUUGUCUUCGUUUCUUUUUUGUGUAGUUGUUACACUGUACUGUAUAUACUACAUUUCCAACAGUGUCGUCUAUUACUCCAAUCAAAAAAUGACCUUAUAAACAACUUAUUUCUUAUUUCAUAGAGCUAGAGACAAGCAAAACUGUUUUUAAUAUUCCUUUCCUGUGAUGAAAUACUCAUUGUAUUCAUACUGUAACAAAAGGUCUGUGCUUUUCUGACAACAAACCAGACUUUUAUAAACUAUUGAAUAAACAGAUAUAACAAUAAUUAUUAUUAUUAUAAUAAUAAUAAGCAAAGCAAAUUUAUUUGUAUAGCUCAUUUUAUACACAACGUAACUCAAUGUUCUUUGCAUGAUUAAAAGCAUUUAAAGACAAAGACAAACAAAAAUACAAUUUAAACAGCGUACAGUGCCAGAAAUAUCAUUUAAAAGUGGAAAGGCUCUAAAAAGCAUGGGAAAAAAGAAGAGUUUUUAACCUGGACUUAAAAACAUGCACACUUGGGGCUGAGGUCACUUCUGUUGGCAACUUAUUCCAUUUGUGUGCAGGAUAAUAGCUAAAUGCUGCUUCACCAUGUUUGCUUUGGACUCUGUGCUCCACUAUUUGACCUGAGACUGUCGAUCUCAGAGCCCUACUGGGUUUAUAUCCCAUUAGCAUUUCUUUCAUGUAUUCAGGACCUAAACCAUCCAUCCAUCCAUUUUCUGAGCCGCUUCUCCUCACAAGGGUCGCGGGAGCGCUGGAGCCUAUCCCAGCUAUCAUCGGGCAGGAGGCGGGGUACACCUUGAACUGGUUGCCAGCCAAUCGCAGGGCACAUACAAACAAACAACCAGCCGCACUCACAUUCACACCUACGGGCAAUUUAGAGUCUUCAAUUAACCUACCAUGCAUGUUUUUGGUAUGUGGGAAGAACAUGCACGGGAAGAACAUCCAAACUCCACACAGGCGGGGCCGGGGAUUGAACCCCAGACCUCAGAACUGUGAGGUAGACGCUCUAACCAGUCGUCCAGCGUGCUGCCAGGACCUAAACCGUUUAGUGAUUUAUAGACCAGUAGCAGAACUUUAAAAUCUAUUCUAAAGCUGAAUAAUAAUAAUAAUAAUAAUAAUAAUAAUAAUAAUAUCAAUUAAUUAUUAUUGUUAUUGUUAUCUAUUAGUGGAGAGGGUUUUGGGUCGUCCACCAAAUGGUCUUUUUCAAGGUCUAAAAAGUUCGAUGAAAUUUCAGAAGGGUACUUUCUAAAAUUAGGUCAUGGGCUCAGCCCACCCAAUGUACCCGACCUAGACUCGCCUCUGCUCCAGCACCAUAUUAAAAAACAUUUUUUUUUAGUCUAAGCCUUAAAAUACUCCUUACACGCGCACACACACACACACACACAGUUUAAACACACUGAAACAUAUUUAAACACUUUGUGAACACAUGUAGUUCAAAACAAACAAAAACAUUUCCAGAAAAAAAAAAUCCACUCUAUAGCUGGGAUUACUGUACACAUUUGCGCGUAGACACAUAUGUCCAUAAUACACACGUGCGCGCGCGCACACACACGCACAGAUGAAGUCACAUAUACAUGCAGACUGAAUAUAUACACGCAUGCAGAUAAACCUGCACGUUCACACAUUGGCAAUCGAACACGAACGCAGGGUUUUGCACGUGUGUGUUUAUCAACACAACACACACGCACAGACAGACACAUGCACACACACACACACACACACGCUCAUGCACGCCUCGCAUACUGACGAGCGGACGCACGCGCGCGCACUCGCCCAGCACCAGACGAGCGAGAAGGAGGAGGCAGCAAAGUGCGCUGAAGGUGACCAAAGUUGCUCCUGAAAGCAUCAGGCUUCGGUUGCGGUCCAGAAGUGUUGCGCGUCGAGGAGCUGCAGAAGUGGGUGUAGAAAUCGGACUUUUUAGGCGCAUACACGCCGCUCUUCUGCGCUAGAGGCUCGAGGGAGGUACACUGCGCCCUUUGACGAUCAGAAGAGGAAGAGAAGGAGGAGGUGGAGGAAGAGGAGGCUGCACUGUGGCGUGCGCGAUGACGAGACGCUGUUUUGGGCUUGCGGGGCAGCCAAGUGGACCACGGCUGUGAAAACGCUUCCUCCGAGGCAACAUAAUGACCUGCUGAAUCAAGCAUCAAUCAAGUGCACCCUCAGCCCACCCGGAAAAACAAUUCUAUACACCUGUGGUACCCUGGACUGGCUGUCACAGCCCUGAAUAGAGUGGACAACUUUUAACAGCAAGGCAGCAACUGAAAGGAAAGGAGUUCAAAACAAGUAUUUGUGCAAGGCAUCACAUCAAAAAAUAACCUGUACAUGACUGAACUAGUAGAUUUUUAGGACAAUUAUCUUUGUGUAGCUCAUUAAUAAAACCAGAGGACAACUUGAAGAUUGACUGCUAAUGUGAGCAUCCUGGAUUGCCUUUCACUCCCAUAAAGGAUCCUUGAGCCCAAUACCACCGGUCUUGGGACUGUCUGGCCAAAGUGUCGCCUUUUAGUGUUGGAGGAGAGUUUUCUGAAUUAGGCCUCUGGAAGCUUGGUGAAAAUGACUUGAGUUGGCAGGCCUAACAACCCCCUUACCCACAGCUAGAGCGAGAGAGCCUGGCAGUAAGAAAACACUGCUCCCAAUGUGGUGGCCCUGAGCCAUGCUGGUGUUGCUACUGGAGCCCUGUAGUAAAAAAUUAUUAUCCCUAUCAUCAUUCGUCCAAGCCGAGAAAGAUCCCACGGCCCCGAGAAACUAGACUAUAUAUCUGAACGGCCCGAGGAAGAAGGUGCAUCAAACUCCACUGGGACAUCCGCAGUCGCUCAAACAAGACGACCCAAAACUGCUCUCAACCAAUUUCUCACCAAGAAACUCACACGUGCAGCAGAAGUGAAAGGCAAAGACUGAGCAGGAGCUGGACAUCAACAUGGCUACUGAAAGUCUUGCCGAGCUUCGCGAUUGGCUCUUCCUGCUCCUGCUAUGCCUCACCUUCUUGGCUGAGGUGCUGGAACUGGCAGCAGCCGCAAUUGCCUUGGAGACGGGUGAAGGAGAUGGAGGAAUUGUUUGUCCCUCGGUCUGCCGCUGCGAUGAGGGUUUUGUCUACUGCAAUGACCGCGGACUCGGUCUAAUUCCUCCUCUACCAUUGACGGCCGCCAUCCUCUACCUGCAAAGCAACCGACUGAGUAAUGCCGGCCUGCCUCCAUCAUUGGAGCGCAGCACUUCCAUUCGAGUGAUUUACCUGUAUGCCAACCAGUUGGAUGAGUUCCCUGUACACCUUCCACCUUCAUUACGAGAGCUCCAUUUGCAGGAUAAUAACAUACGAACGUUACCACGAUCAUCUCUGGCAAAGUUACCCCUACUGGAGCGUUUACACUUGGAUGAUAAUUCAAUAUCUACAGUUAGCAUCCAGGAGCGUGCUUUUUCUGGGACUCCACGGCUCAGAUUGCUGUUUCUCUCUCGGAACCAUUUGUCCAGCAUCCCUGCAGGCUUGCCUGCAUCCUUGGAGGAGCUGCGAUUAGACGACAAUAGAAUCAACACCAUCCCCACCCAUGCCUUCCGAGGGCUCUCCUCCUUACGACGCUUGGUCCUGGAUGGGAAUCUGCUGGCAAACACACGGAUUGCAGAUGACACCUUUUCCCGCCUCUCCAAUCUGACAGAGUUGUCACUAGUCCGAAAUGCCUUGCAGUCUCCACCAGUCAACCUACCUUCAACUCAUCUUGUUCGCCUCCAUUUACAGGAUAACGGAAUGACUCACAUACCACGAGCUGCUCUGGACGGAAUGCGGCGGCUCCAGAAGCUAGACCUAUCGGGAAACAAUUUGACCAGUCUGCCUCGAGGGCUUCUUAAGGAUGCAGAUAGUCUAGAGUUGCUGCUGCUACGAGGAAACCCCUGGUACUGUAGUUGCAGCCUUCGCUGGCUCCAUGCAUGGCUUCAUAGCUGGGGGGCUGCUGUUACAGUCAGGGGUUUGACCUGUCAGGGACCGGAGGCGGUGAAGGGCCAGUCCCUUAAAGACCUUACCUAUCUGAUGGAACAGUGUGAAGGACCACCAGCUGGUCCGGCCACUGUAGUUGUGGGGAAUCCAUCAGAAAAAAAUGGAGAAGGUCAUGAUCGUGUUGGAGGGGAUGGACAAGCUGUGGUCUCAGUUCCCCAUGGCAGCACCACCACUAACUCUUUGCUGGUCCCCACACAAGGUUCCCUCUUUACACUGCGAGCUAAGCGGCCAGGUCUAGUUUUGCCUAUGCCUGCAGGGGGAGCAGGACAUGUAUCCAGAGAGUCCCUGGAGCUGAGUGUAAAAGCUCUCUCUUCGGACAGUGUUCUGGUCAGCUGGUUGUGUCCACAGCCGGCACCCUCUUUCCGCCUAUCAUGGAUGAGGUUAGGUACCAGUGCGGCACUCGGUUCCAUCACAGAGACUCUUGUUCCUGGAGAGAGAAGGCAGUACCAUCUUACCCAACUCACACCGCGCUCGCAUUACCUCAUUUGCCUGCUGCCAUUAGAACAGGAGACCUUUCUCGGCUCCAGCAUGGGGACAGGUCACACUGGCAGCAUUGAAACGAACAAUAAAGAUUCUGCUCCAGCCUGUGCUCAGAUAGAAACUGGAGAGGCUGAAGUGAACUCCAGGGGAGAGGGGUCAGAAAAGGACACACAAGACUCUGAGCUAUCAGCCUUGCCAUUGGCAGGGAUCAUUGGGGGUGCCACAGCAUUAGUAAGCCUACUGCUCAUCUUUGGGAUUUUUUGCUGGUAUGGACAAAGAACAAGUUACAAGUCAGGGGACUCAAAUUCAUGCAACAGAGGACGAGGAGGAAAAAAUUAUGAUGACUAUGUAGAGUCGGGUACAAAGAAAGACAAUUCCAUCUUGGAGAUCAGAGCCCCUCCUGCAGGGUUUCAGAUGACAGCCAUGGCUCACCAGCCCCUGCAGCCCAAACUGGAGGAUGUCACCUACAUCCACACCAUUUUCCCCUCUUCUUCUUCUUCUUCUUCUUCCCAUGCAAAUGGGACAUACCGGAGCUGCCAAAGAGUCGGCAGCCUCAAUGGCACCAUCCUUAGCCAAACCAGCCACCAUCAUGUCACUUACGGUACCAACCGUGGCUACAGAGAGGGGGGCAUCCCCGAUAUAGAUUAUGCCUACACGUGAUGACACAGGGCCGCACUCCCUGAGCCUUGAAUGCCUGGCACUAUUUCUAUGAUGACGACCCUUGGCCAAUGGCCAUUUAGUCCUUGGUUUCCAAAGUACCCUUUGUGCCUCAGCUGGUUCAAGUCUGAUAUGUUUGCUAAGUAGAAGUGACUGUUUUCAGCCAUGUUGAUUGGAUAUUGCUAUUUUGUGAUGGAAGUAAUCGUCCUGCUAUACUGUACUCUACUACUGUAAUACACAUUACAGUGGGCCCUUCUUUCAGUGCUAUUUAUAUAUGGUUACAUUUUUCUCUUUUGGCUAGCUCUGUGUCUUUCAAAAAUGCUGUUCUUCAUACACAGUAACUUAUUUGAGGUUGAUAUAUUAGGCUUAGCUGAUGUAAAAGGAUAUAUUUAUAAUAAGCAGGAACGGCAAUUAAUGUGUAUAUAGAUAGUUCCCAUAUCUUCUGACCAACUGUAUGCUCUUUGCUGUGUAGAUGACUGGAUGACAGAGGGAGAAAUUGCUGGGUGUUAUAAUCCACAAAUGACAAUGAAUCAUGGUUGAAAUGAAAAUACUUGUUCUAAGCGCCCCCCUCUUUUCCUCUGGAUUACUUCACCCAAUUUAAUUGUUCCUCCUUCCUGCCUCUUUGUUUUUAGCCGAGGCCUUUUCCUUUCAUUUCUCUCGUCUUUUGUGGUGCCGUGAGUAGAGGACGACUUUGUUCUCGCCAAGGGAGCUGACAGCAGUGAUAACAGUUCUGACAAAGACAUGAGACACGAACCACCACAUGGGGAGACUAAUGAGUGGGGGAGAGAGAGCAGGAGGAAAGAGAGUCAGUAUGAUGGAUAGAUAGAUGUUUGAAUGGAGAGAGCAAACAUGAAGUAGAAGAGACAGUGAAAGCUGCUGUUUUGGGAAUGGGAUUGAAAGAAUUGUGCUGGUUUAUCGCAGCGCAGGAGCAGAAGGGGAGCAUAAGAGGAAAAAGGCUUUGUAACACCGUAAGUGUAGUCCGAACACAGCUAGACAUCUGGAGGAAGGCGACGUACAUCAGUAGCCCAUCCCAUCAAUGUGACCACUGCACUCCACAAAGUCAAGUUCCACAAAUUGCUAUGAAGACUGUGGGUUCUGUUACCAGUGAAAUUCUUAAUCAUCCUCACUAAUUAUAUGAAAGAAACCAACUCAUGCAUCUUGGACUCCUAAUUUAGUAACCCCAUUCAUCCUCGAGAGACUGGUUGAAUGAAAUAACGGAAGCGAAGUUUUAAAAACUCAUCAUUUUCUAGUGGAAAUUGGAACUCCAGUGUUCUAAUUACGCUGCAAAUAUAGACUCAUUAACAAUAUUAAACCAAAGUUUAAAAAAAAGUAUGAAUUAACUAUUUUUGCAAAAGAGUAUGUGAUGGGGAAACACAUAUUCCAUUACAUUGUAAUUUUACUGUAAUAAACCAAUGUCAAAUUAACUCCACCUUUUUAAAUUUAUUUAUAAAUAUAGAUUUAUGGAUCAGAUUAAGUGUUAUAUGGCUAUAGUUAAAGUACACAAAAAUCCAAUUUUGCUCCGUUAAAGUCCACCUGAUAAUUUUCUUAGCAUUCAUAAUUGUACAAAGUAGUAUGAGGGCCACACUGAAAAGAAAAUAUUAUAAAAUUGAAAUUAAAAAUGCAUACAUUUAUCAGAAGAAAGUCACCAAGUCACAGUAAGAAGUUACAAUAUUGCAAGAAAAAAAGUAGUAUUACAAGAAUAAAGUUGAAUAUUUUGGGAGGAGGGGUAGCUAUAUUAUAUGAAUUUGGAAUUAAAGUCAACACACAAAUGUAAACCAAACAGUUUGUGGUCAGCAGCCGCAUUCUCUCAAGAGAGCUGCCUUAUAAUAAUGAGGUAAUAUAAUAAAUAUUGUUAUAUCUGUUAAAAUCCCUUCCAGUUAGAAGUUAUUUCUUUAAUGAUGAAUUAUUUUCUGUGUGGUCCUAGAACUCCUUUGUUCAAUGGUAAAUUUGAAAAGGUUCAACAAAUGCAUAUAUUCUGUUGCAUGUGUCCACACAAUCAAUGAAAGGCAUUACAACACUUGUUUGGAAUAAAAUAUAGAAUAAAUAAAGCUGAAACAAUUGGUGAUUCUUGUUGAAUCAGCAGAUAUUUCAGUUGCCACCUUGUGUGAGAUGGACUAGUUGGAACGAUGCAGUUGACCCAGCGCCUGUCGUCCAGUUUCAGUAGCCCUCACGCACUAAAGACACACAAGGGGAUGUUUUGUGAACAGGGACAACAGCCUGACCGCCACACUGUGCCCUUCAACAUACACAGCAACACAGCAGGGAGGGCGGCAGCUGCUUUCCAAAAGACCCCCCGGUAACUUCUCGGGGAGGAGGAACAGCCGAGCAGCGAUAAUGGCAGAGCAACUGUGUUGUUUUAAUUUUAUUCUUUAAUGUCUGCAUUUGCUUUGAGGUUUCUGUUUUAUAGCACUGAGGCUACCUUUCACUCUGUAGAAAUCCUUAUUCCUUGAAAAAAUAAAUGUCACCCUCAGAUGUCAAGAUGAGAACGCUGUUAUGUUUAAAAAGUUAUUGGUCUGUUGUCUUUUUUUCUACAUGAAUGAAUAAAGACUGACUAAAGGGA
This is a messenger RNA of Phyllopteryx taeniolatus (common seadragon), 8103 nucleotides long. It is a transcript of the gene flrt1b, whose product is annotated as fibronectin leucine rich transmembrane protein 1b. The coding region runs from base 3342 to 5546 and encodes 734 amino acids. The record is from RefSeq and is a predicted model, not a curated record. The transcript is spliced from 3 exons. Lineage: Eukaryota; Metazoa; Chordata; Actinopteri; Syngnathiformes; Syngnathidae. Gene Ontology annotation, molecular function: protein binding.